AUGGCCCCCAGGCUUUAUCUCAAUGAAGGUAGAGAUAAAAAGUUGGUAUGUUGUCUUAACAGCCAUCAACAUCUAAAAAUUUUGACAGCGUUUAUGGAUGAAACAAGUUUCAAAUUUCAACAAUCCCUUUGCCUUGAUGAUCAUAGGCAAUCUAACUUUCAGACAAAAAAUAGUUGACCUUAAAUUCUUCAUACAUUCCAUUCUCAGUAUUUAUUAUGCAAUCAGUGGCUGCUACAUUACGUGUAACUCACAGUAAAUGUGUACCCAUCGAGUACAAAAUAAAUAACCUCAAAUUAUGUUAAUUUUGCUUUCUCUGUUAUUAUUUGUUUUCAUCUUCUCAUCCCCACUCCUCAUGAAAACCCUGUGUGAAGAUAUUUGUAGUUAUUAUUAUCAUUAUUAAUUAUUAUUAUUACAGUGUAUUAAUAUUAUUAUUAUUUUUUUAAUUAUCACUUGUGUUCAUACAUUUUAGAAAACCAUUGAAUUUGGGUGUGAGGCUUUUAAUUAUUAGUCAGAUCAGUAGAUCGGAGGUAGGCAGUGGAAUUGAAAAGAGUAAUGGUGGCUGAUGAUAUAUAUUUUUCUUGCUUUAUCAAUUGAUGUUUGAAGUUCUAAAUUCACACCCACUGGCCCGUAUCAAGCUCAGUAGUUGUGGUAAUUACGUUCUUAAACAUUGCAACAAAACAGUAACUGUCAGUGGGUUUUUUUAAGUGUUGUAUGUGUGUGACUCUCUUUUGCAGGACGUAUUUAGAACAUUUGAUGGCAACUACCUGGUAGAUAACAUUUUGGCCCAGCACAAUGGAACUUAUUCCUCAACUAAUAAAUUAAAAUGUACCAUCCUUGCUCCUCGUUAUUAUUUUUCGAAUGGUGCAUGUUUCAUUAGAGAGCUAGCAAAACAACUGGCCAAAUUUAAACAAGUACAAGUCAGCGUGUUGGUUCCAGAAGAUACUUUUUACAAUGAGUACGAGGAGAGAAAAGCCAAAGAGAUCGGAGUUACCAUUGUUAAAGCCAAGAAACAACCGGGUUUUUUUGACUCCAUUGAGUGGCUGAACUACCCACCAGCAGACCUCAAAACAGACAUUGUUAUUGGAGUUGGUGAGCAACUGGGUAAGGUUGCACAGAACUGGAAGAUGCAGUAUCAGUGCAAAAGCAUUCAAUUUGCCUGUGGAAAUGAUUGGGAAAGGGUGUAUUAUGACACUGGUAAUGGCUAUUUGGAGGGCGCAACUGUUAGGCAUAUUAAACGUUUCAGGGGGCUCUCCCUGUCUGCUGAUAUUCCUGUUGCAGUUGGACCAAAGACAGCGGAUAAACUGACUGCCUCCCUCCGUUCGAAAGGGAAACAAGUGUUUAGCUUCACUCCUGGAAUAAUCAGCCAAUUUAGUAGCUUGACCCACGCCACUAAGGAUGGAACAAAUUUCCGUGUUUUGUUUGUUGGUGGGAGUAAUCCUGACAAUUUUCAGGAAGAUGGGCUUGAACUUGCUGCCAAAACAAUGGCUGAGUUAAAUGAUAAAUCCUAUCACCUAAUUUGUGUUGGUGCAGGGAAAGAAACACAGCAGCAAUGUGCCAAUUUCUUUCAUCAGUCUGGUGUUCCUAAAAGGCAGUUUGAGAUGAGAAACCUUCCGCAAACUGAUGAAGAGUGGAAAGAUCUUUUUGGUGAGGUGAUCUCGCCAUCAUGCCAUCAGGUGAUGAGGAGUUUGGUUGGGACGCACUUCUUGCCUUAUCUGCUGGGCUUCCUGUGCUCGUCCACGAGGAGUCAGGAUUUGGAAAGGCUCUCAAGGUUGUCGAAUUUGGCCAAGCUGCCAUUGUGGAUUCUGAUGAUCCCAAAGAGUGGGCUUCAAGAAUCAAGAAAGUCAAAGAAACAGACAGGAAGACCAGGCUUGAGCAAGCUGCAUUGUUGCGUUCUAAGUACGAUGAGAAGUACAGCUGGGCAAAACAGUGUGGAGCUCUGGUUGCAAUGA
This is a messenger RNA of Porites lobata, 1949 nucleotides long. The record is from the annotation of a GenBank genome assembly. NCBI's taxonomy places the organism in Eukaryota, Metazoa, Cnidaria, Anthozoa, Scleractinia, Poritidae.